CUAAGGUCAAGCCGCGCGAGCACAAACAGGGGCCACUUGUAGCGUCGGACAACGCCAGAGCGGACCAUCAUGUCUCUUCAAGGUCCUGCCCCCAAAACAGACGAGUUCUGGUUGUUUGGCUAUGGAAGCCUGAUCUGGAAACCACCACCACAUUUUGACAGGAGAAUUCCAGGCUGGGUGACAGGCUAUGUCCGGAGGUUCUGGCAAGCAAGCCAAGACCACCGCGGCACUCCGGAAGCCCCGGGGCGCGUUGUAACCCUCAUAGAACGAUCCUAUUGGGAAAAGCUCGCAGACCAUCAUGAUUCGGCGCCGGACAAGGUCUGGGGCGUGGCUUACCGCAUCAUUCCCGAGUAUGUGGCCAAGGUCAAAGAGUACCUCGACAUCCGCGAAAUAAACGGAUACACGAUCCACUACACGCCUUUCCACCCAGCCACGGGCAUCGACCCGGCUCUCUUGCCGCAACAUGGCCCCUUCCUGACGCUUGUCUACAUCGGCACACCGGAUAACGAGCAAUUUGUCGGACCACAAGACCCGCAGAAGCUGGCAGAGCACAUCUAUCGCUCUGAGGGUCCCAGCGGGCUGAACCGGGACUACCUGCUGGAGCUCGAGAAGGCUCUCAACGUGCUCAGCCCAGAGAGCGGGGAUGAACACGUCACGGAUCUGGCAAACCGAGUCCGGGCGAUUGCGGCUCGCGAAAGGAAGAGGGAGACAGGCAUCCAGACUGACAACGCAAUCCUGAGUUCGCAGUUUCCUGUUGUUGUCAGUCCGGAACAAGCGCAGCAGCGUCAUCAUCACGACUUCAGGAGAGGCAGCAGCAUAGAUGAGCAAGAAGAGACAGAGAAGACUUCGUAAACGAAGUGAAAACAGAACGCGCAAUACUCAACGAAAAGAAAGAAGCGGUUACGAUUUUUCUCCUCCUACUUUUCCCUUUCCGCCUGGCCAGCAAUCAGGUAUCCUCACUUUUGAUGCCUCCAUAUUUUCAUCACCCU
Canariomyces notabilis is the source of this 989-nucleotide messenger RNA. Its product is annotated as ChaC-domain-containing protein. Gene Ontology annotation, molecular function: gamma-glutamylcyclotransferase activity; glutathione specific gamma-glutamylcyclotransferase activity. The record is from RefSeq and is a predicted model, not a curated record. Bases 70 to 852 code for a protein of 260 amino acids. The transcript is spliced from 5 exons. Lineage: Eukaryota; Fungi; Ascomycota; Sordariomycetes; Sordariales; Chaetomiaceae. Gene Ontology annotation, cellular component: cytoplasm. Gene Ontology annotation, biological process: glutathione catabolic process.